This is a messenger RNA of Myxozyma melibiosi, 2218 nucleotides long. Its product is annotated as general substrate transporter. Gene Ontology annotation, molecular function: carbohydrate:proton symporter activity. Gene Ontology annotation, cellular component: membrane. The coding region runs from base 411 to 2087 and encodes 558 amino acids. Gene Ontology annotation, biological process: transmembrane transport; carbohydrate transport. The transcript has a single exon. Lineage: Eukaryota; Fungi; Ascomycota; Lipomycetes; Lipomycetales; Lipomycetaceae. The record is from RefSeq and is a predicted model, not a curated record.
GCUGAUCUCAAACCCGCGAUAGCAGAAGAAGAAGACCAGAUGGCAGAACAGAGCAGCAACUGCCUCCGGGUCCUCGUCGAUCUGCUUUUAGCCGUGCGUCCGCUGGUUAAAUCCUGUAAAAUUCUGGUCUGCGUCGCUGGGAGUUGGGAAACACUUAAUUAUUCCUCGGGGUUGCGGGCCGCCGAGGCGCCUGCACGCGCCCCUCGCUCGUUUGUCUUCUGGAGCUUAUUUCCCCGCAUUCUCCGCUCCUCCCCGGUCUCCAUUGUGCAAAUCAGCCUAAACACGUCGGCUCUUCCCGACCUGACUUUGAUCCGGUCCUCAAUUACAAUGUCUCUUAUUAAAGAGCCCCGCCGUCGCCACUCGUCCGUCCUGACCGCAACCUCUCCUUCUUCACCAGAGCGAUCAUUGUCAUGGACAAAGAAGACUUCAUCCACGACGAAUCAGUCGACGUCGCCGGCCUCUACACCGGCGACGCGCUGCUCAACAACGCCAAAAUUGCCUCGGACAAGGAGCACGAGCUCGGCUUCCGCCAGGCCAUGAAGAUCUACCCCCAGGCCGUCUUCUGGUCCUUCAUCCUCUCCCUCACGAUCGUCAUGGAAGGCUACGACACCUCUCUCAUGUCCAACUUCUACACCUACCCGGCCUUUGCGGCCAAGUACGGAACAUACUUUGACUCCACGACCAACUCCAUGCAGAUCUCCGGUCCCUGGCAAACCGCGCUUGGCGACGCGACCGAGAUCGGAACUUUCUUCGGCGCCCUCCUCAACGGCUACUUUUGUGAGCGAUUCGGGCACCGCAAGAUCCUCUGCACCUCGCUCUUCUUUCUCGCUGCAUUCAUCUUCAUCAUCUUCUUUUCUCCGUCUGUGCAGGUCUUGCUUGUCGGCCAGAUCCUGGUCGGUUUCCCCCUCGGAGUCUUCGCCACCGUCGGUCCUGCAUACGCAUCUGAGGUCUGCCCGCUCGCUCUCCGAGGCUACCUGACCGCCUACAUCAACCUCUGCUGGUCGAUCGGUCAGCUCAUCUCGGCUGGUGUUCUCCAGGGCAUGAAGAACGUCGACAGCAAGUGGUCCUACCGCGUUCCCCAGGCCAUCCAGUGGGUCUGGCCGCUUCCGAUCUUCAUCCUUGUCUUCAUUGCCCCCGAGUCUCCUUGGUGGCUCGUCCGCCGCGGUCGUCUGGUUGACGCUGAACGGUCCGUCAAGCGUCUCAGUAGCAAGAACGCACUGGCUACUCCUCGCGAGAUGAUUGCUAUGAUGAUCCACACCACCAAACUCGAGCAGCAGCUCCAGUCCAACGACUCAUACAUCCAGUGCUUCAAGGGCAUCGAUCUCCGCCGUACUGAGAUUGCGUGCAUGGUUCUCGUCGGCCAGGUCAUGUGCGGAGGUCCUUUUGCCUACUCGCCUACAUACUUCUUCGUCCAAGCUGGUCUGUCGUCCGAUAACUCUUACAAGGUGAACUUGGGCGCCACAGCGCUAGGCUUUGUGGGUACCGUGCUGUCUUGGUUUCUGCUUCCAAAGAUGGGACGUCGAACGAUCUACACCUGGGGAAUGGCCACAAUGUGUUUUCUCCUCUUCCUCGUCGGCUUCCUCUCUCUUGCCCCCGACACCAACCAGUCCGCUCUCUGGGCUGCCGCCGCCAUGACCGUCAUCUGGCAUCUUGUCUACUCCCUCACCAUCGGACCCAUCGGCUGGACCAUCGCCUCCGAGAUCUCCGCCACUCGUCUCCGCCAACAAACCGUCUGCGUCGCUCGCGUGGCAUACUACCUCAUCAACAUCAUCGCCGGCGUAGUCGAGCCCCAGCUCAUCAACGUCACCGAGAACAACUGGAAGGGCAAGACCGCUUUCUUCUGGGCCGGAUCGGCGUUGAUCCAUACCUGCUGGUGCGUCUUCCGCUUGCCGGAAGCAAAGGACCGUACGUAUGAGGAACUUGAUAUCAUGUUUGAGAGAAGAGUCCCGGCUAUGAAGUUCAGAAAGUACGAAGUCAACGCGUUCGAAGACCAAAAUGCGAUUAAUGCGGCAAUGACGACCACCUCCGGUCCGGAGACAGGCGAGGCGACAGUCGAGCAGCGCGAGGCCGAGGAGAAGACAAAAUGAAAAGUCUGCGAGCUUGCGUCUAUCUAGUGUGUUUCAAGUCAUGAUAUGACUUCCUUGUUCUUCUUUGUUUAAUCCAUUUAAUGAUAUGAAGCAAAAUUAUGAAACUCAAAAUAUUUAUAAGUCAUUAUAGU